This is a messenger RNA of Trachemys scripta elegans, 4924 nucleotides long. RefSeq names its product G protein-coupled receptor 37 (gene GPR37). The coding region runs from base 1131 to 3035 and encodes 634 amino acids. The transcript is spliced from 2 exons. Gene Ontology annotation, molecular function: prosaposin receptor activity; G protein-coupled peptide receptor activity. The record is from RefSeq and is a predicted model, not a curated record. NCBI's taxonomy places the organism in Eukaryota, Metazoa, Chordata, Testudines, Emydidae. Gene Ontology annotation, cellular component: plasma membrane; signaling receptor complex. Gene Ontology annotation, biological process: adenylate cyclase-inhibiting G protein-coupled receptor signaling pathway; positive regulation of MAPK cascade.
GCGAAGAGCCGCUGUGCCGGGCCCCCGGAGAGGCGCUUGCGCACUGCGGGCCCCCGUCCCUCCCCCCAAGUGGAAGCCGCUACAAAGGGGAGCGCAGGCGGCAGGAGAGUUCAGUGAGGCGUGAGCCGUCUCCUAACAGCUCGCCCCGGAGGGAGGGAGGAGAGGAGCGGAGCGGAGCCACCCAGAUCCAGGCAGCGGUAGCUGAGCCAGCGCUCGCAGGCAGCUCUUCUCCUCGUCCUUCCCCCUCUGGCCAUGCAGCGCCGCGCUAGCUCGCUUCUUCCCACCGGCCCCGCGGCUCUCGCCGCCCCUUCUUCACGGCCGUCGUGCUGGCGAAGGAGAAGCAGCCGAUCAACACGUUACUAGCGGGGGACUCCCGGGGCUGCAGCUGCUGCUUCCCUCUGAACUUGCAACAGGCAGGAGGAGCCGCUUGGCCGCUGCUAAUUUCAUGAUCUAAUUUCACCUUGCGGUGUUACCCCGCUGAUCAGAUGCGAUCGCUAAUCCCAGCAAGAGUUUUGCAAAUCUCUUAAGCACCCUGGGCCGCGUGCAGCAACCUGUUUACUCCCAGGCGCUGGAGAAGAGGAAUUAGUGUUUGCAAUGAUCUGGCAGGGGGGAGGGAGCUUGUAUUUUCGCAGAGAUCUUUCCGUGCAAUAAAGACAAGCCUCCGGGAUAAAGCCAACAUCGAGAGGAUGUGAAUAGGCAGCUCAACCCGGUGCAACUGUUACCACAGACAGGGCGGAGCGCUGGAUGGGGGGUUCCUCUAGCGUUUGCACUUGCUACGUUAAUUCGGAGACGUUAAUGCAACUUCUCAAGGUUUGUCCCGCCAGGCUGCGGGGGACAAGAUCCCUUCUCGGCGUGCAGUUUAUUUUCCCUGCGUUUGUUUUCUGGUCUCUCUCUCUCCGUUCGGUACAUUUUCUGCGGAAAUGAAUCGAACUUGAAACGUGCAAAGGGAUCAACAGUGUCCUUGAUUAAUACCCAUCCUCCUUCUCCCCACCCCCGCUUUCCCCGUGCCGCUGGAGCCGGUGUGCGGGUGUUUGUCAGCAGCAGUGACAUGAGUCUAACUCCCAACGCCACCAGCUUGGGCAGCAGCUGUUUAUAAAGGGGGAGCCGCCGAGUGCCACCACCUCACCGCCAUGCCGCCCCACCGCGCACCCCUCGCAUUCGUCUUGGUCCUGCAGCUGCUCGGAGCUUUGACCCCCUUCGCCCAAGUGGCUGGCCCCCAGGCACCCUGGGCACGAGCGGGUCUGGAGGGGAGAGCGGAGCGCGCGAGAGAAGGUGCUCAGCAUGCGACCCCUGGGCUGCUCCAGCAAGUGCUGCCCUCACCCAAAGGGGAGAGCCGCCGGACCGGUUUAGGAAACGGGGCCAGAGGAUCCUGGCAGAAAGCGCUUGCCAGCAGAUCCAAAGCAACGGCACCGCAUGCAGCGGCGGAAGAGGCUGCACCGGUGCACGGUGCUAGGGACGUUGCUGCUGAAGCCGCCCUUCGCUUGGGCGUGAGGAACAGUAGCAGUGGAUUUCCUGCCGUGGAGCCUAGGGGGCAGCCUGAUACUCCUUGGCAGGACCCUGACGAGGGGAAGGUGAAUAAGGACCGAUCGGUAGCGCUGGGGAUGGGAGGAUACUCUACUCUCCAAUGGCUUGCAGUGCACGGGGAGGAAGGUAGCAGCCAUGCAAGGCACAGCCCCAAGAGGCUUGCCAGGAGCAGGAGAGGAGCCAGCGAGCUGCAGAGCAGGGGCAAGGACGGAGGGGGAGGGAAAACCAGGGGCCUUAAGAAUAGCAACCUGGCAAAGCCUUUCAACAGCUCCUUGGGCAGCCCUCCAGCCAGGGGUGAUGGCGAGGAGGAGGAUGCCCCUCAGCUGCUGCCUUUGAAUGGCUCCUCCCGUGAUGGGCUAGAGAGGGACUCAGGAGCCCGCAGCAAUGGGACAAGCCGCCGGGCCCGGCUCAAGAACCCUUUCUACCCGCUGACCGAGGAGUCGUACGGGGCCUAUGCGGUCAUGUGCCUGUCCGUGGUGAUCUUCGGCAUCGGGAUCAUGGGCAACAUGGCCGUGAUGUGCAUCGUGUGCCACAACUACUACAUGAGGAGCAUCUCCAACUCCCUGCUGGCCAACCUGGCCUUCUGGGACUUCCUCAUCAUCUUCUUCUGCCUGCCCCUGGUGAUCUUUCAGGAGCUCACCAAAAAGUGGCUGCUGGCAGACUUCUCAUGCAAAAUCGUUCCAUACAUUGAGGUAGCUUCUCUUGGAGUCACUACGUUCACACUAUGUGCCCUCUGUAUAGACCGAUUUCGUGCUGCCACUAACGUACAGAUGUAUUAUGAGAUGAUUGAAAACUGUACUUCAACAACUGCCAAACUGGCUGUUAUAUGGGUUGGUGCUCUGUUGUUGGCACUUCCGGAGGUCGUUCUACGCCAGUUGACAAAGGAAGACUCUGCAUUUAGUGGCAGCCCACCUGGGGAACGGUGUGUGGUAAAGAUCUCUACUGAAUUACCUGACACCAUUUAUGUAUUAGCUCUCACAUAUGAUGGUGCAAGACUCUGGUGGUAUUUUGGCUGCUACUUUUGUUUGCCUACUCUUUUCACUAUUACCUGUUCUCUGGUAACAGCCAGGAAAAUCAGACGAGCAGAAAAGGCUUGCACACGAGGGAACAAGCGACAAAUUCAGCUGGAAAGUCAGAUGAACUGCACUGUGGUGGCUUUGACCAUUUUGUAUGGGUUUUGCAUCAUUCCUGAAAACAUCUGCAACAUUGUGACUGCCUACAUGUCCACAGGAGUCUCUCGGCAGACUAUGGAUCUCCUCCACCUCAUUAGCCAGUUUCUUUUGUUCUUUAAGUCCUGUGUGACCCCAGUCCUCCUUUUCUGUCUUUGCAAACCAUUCAGUCGGGCCUUUAUGGAAUGUUGUUGUUGUUGCUGUGAUGAAUGCAUCCAGAAGUCAUCAACGGUAACAAGCGAUGACAAUGACAAUGAGUACACCACAGAGCUUGAACUCUCCCCUUUCAGUACCAUCCGUCGUGAAAUGUCCACCUUUGCUUCAGUUGGGACUCACUGCUAAUUGACUCUAUGGCUUUAUUUGCAGUACCCCUAAUUUUUUUUAACUUAAUAUUUUUCUUGUUGGAACAAAAUGCAAGAAAAAAAAUGUUGCUUAUAAGAACUACCCUGUAAACCGAUUUGCAUAUUAACAGUUGUGCUUUGGAAAAUAAUUUCUGUUUAGUUAUUAAAAUGAGAGAGCCAACCUUAUUUGGGAUGGUGCUAGUAUUUUAUUGUUUGAGGUGUGGGGGGGAAACCACGUCGACCUACUUUAUUUAAUUUCUUGCUAAUUUUUUUAUAAUCACUGUAAAUUGAUUACAUAAACGUGGUUUUUUGCAGGAUGUUUAAUGUAAAAGAUGUGGUGGAAAGUAUUUGAAGCUAGUUUUAAUCCAAUUUACUGUACAAUAUUGUGAGAAUAUUUGGAGUUUGGACAAUUUACAAGGUAGUAUAAUAAUAAAUGAGAUUUUAUUCUUUAAUGUCAUUGUCAAUCUGUAUUUAACUAUUUAAAUAUUAUUAAAUUGCCUUAAUAAGGAUAAAAAUCUUUGCUUUACACAGAGUAAUUUAAAUUGACCAUAUUUAAUUUACCAUUCAUGUACUUACCCUUGGAAAUCGUAGUUACCAUGUUUAAAGAAGAUGCUUAUAAUGGAAUUGGCUUUACAUGAGUGGUUUUUAAAUGUGCAUUAUGAAGGUUCAAUGUGCUACAUUUAAAAUUUCCUUUUUUAACUUGUAGUUAUACAGUGCCUAAGUUACUUUGGUCUAUUUGAGAAGUAAGAUUUGCUUUCACCUUGAAUUGUAUUAUGUGUGGCUACAUUGGCUGAGUUUCUUUUUGCUUUUUUCUACACUAAUCUGCACGAGUAAUUCCCACAGGCAUCCAUGAGAGUCCAACGCAGAACCAGGGUAUUAUUUUGCCAUAGGGUUGGUGACAAUAAACAUGAGGGACUGGAAGAUGUGGAGAGUGAAUUCCUUUUUUUAAAACACAAAUGCAUUUUCAGACACACAAGGCCUGAUCCAAAGCCCAUUGAAGUCGAUGGAAAUAUUCCUGUUGAUUUCAGUGGGUGUCUGAUCAGGCCCACAUGCCCUAAGUAUUCUGGGAUAUGCAGCAUAAAUGUUAGAAGUGGAUACACUGUAAACAAAUCAUGAGUAUUAAUUAUGUAUUUUUCACAGAGGCCACAAUCCUCUACAGGCUCACACUUCACAACCGGUUUUUAAGAACCAUGUUGUGUUUGGCUGAUUGUUUCUUUCUGUCUACAAACCUGUUAAACUAGGAAAUUGAAUUUAUUAUUUAAACCAUUGUUUUCUCAAAUGACAAAAUGAGCAUAUUUUUGUCCUCUGAAAUAAAGUGUGGGUAUACCUAAUAUAGUCCACCUUCUACAUGCUCUUUAAAUGUCUUGGCAAAAAUGAUGUGACUUCUGAAAAGAAAUAUAUUUUCCUUUAUGUGGAGUAUGCUAGAUUUUAUACAUUUACUUUGUAUAUCAGUGUGGGAAAAAAUAAUUCCUCCUUACUCUCACUUAAACAUACACCAAAUUCAACAGAAAAGGUAAUUAUUCUGUGUAUAUGUCCACUCUAUUCCUUGUAUCUGUUAAAAUUAAACAACUAUUAUUGCAUUAGGCCCUGAUUAAUCAAGCUAUUUAAGCGUGUGCCUAUCUAUAGUCAAUAUAAUUAUUCUUUAAGCAUGUGAAUAAUCCCAUUAACUAUAGAUAGGCACAUGCUUAAAUACUUGCUGAAUCAGGACCCAAGUUCUCCAGCUGUUUUGUAGUGUGGUCAAUCAUUUCUAUAGACAAGAGAUCCUUCUGUAGACAUUUCCUUUCCCAAUUCCCUUUCUAUACACUUUAUGGAGCUAGCGUGCUUCAUUACAUGAAAUAAAUUAUGGAAAAUAUUAAGCAGACAAGAUGAAAAUAAACUUCUUUAAUGUGA